Formica exsecta is the source of this 1224-nucleotide messenger RNA. Its product is annotated as histidine protein methyltransferase 1 homolog. Lineage: Eukaryota; Metazoa; Arthropoda; Insecta; Hymenoptera; Formicidae. Gene Ontology annotation, molecular function: protein-L-histidine N-tele-methyltransferase activity. Gene Ontology annotation, biological process: peptidyl-histidine methylation, to form tele-methylhistidine. The record is from RefSeq and is a predicted model, not a curated record. The transcript has 7 exons. The coding region runs from base 217 to 1065 and encodes 282 amino acids.
GUGAAAAUAUCAGAAAUUGUACAACUGUCUACUAGGUGUCAGGAUUUUCAAGCAAGUUCAAGUUCGAUAAAAAUUUAGCAGAAUACUAACUUAUCAUCAGAUGUAAAUCAGAUAUCUUAAAUAUCGAUGUCUCUCGUAAAUAUAUUUUAUUGAAACGUUGUUGGGUAAUAUUCUAUCCCAAAUCUUUUUGAUUUCACAUCUGAAAUUUUGUGAAAAAUGUUUAAAUUUGGAUUUGCAAAAUCUGCAACUGACGCUAAUGAAGAGGAUAAUGAUAAGAAGGAUGAAUUAGAAUGGAUUCCUGCCUCCAAACUCGAAAUAACAUCCGAACAAAUCGGAGCGAAAUAUGAGACAGAUUAUUAUACAGAGACAAAAAUGUUUCCUGAUUAUAAUCUAAAAUUAAUUCGCUGCGAUAAAGUAGUAAAGGAUUUGACAAAGUAUAACUGUCAGAAUAUUAUUGAAGCCGAGACACAACAUUCCGAUCUUAUUCCAGCAAAGUACGAAGGCGGAUUAAAAAUCUGGGAAUGCACAUUCGAUUUGGGCCAGUACAUAUUGGAAGAGCAAAUCGAACUGAAAGAUAAACUCGUUAUGGAUUUAGGAUGCGGCGCCGGCUUGAUCGGCCUCAUCGCUCUUCUCAAAAGUUCCACGGUCCAUUUCCAAGAUUAUAACGCAGAAGUGCUAAGAUCCGUGACUAUCCCGAACAUACUAUUGAAUUUUAACGAUCGUGCGAAUAUACUUACAAAAUGCGAAUUUUAUGCCGGAGAUUGGGCUUCCCUCACAACGUUAUUCGACGACGACGAAAAUAGGAAAUAUGACUAUAUCUUUACGAGCGAAACGAUUUAUAAUCCGGAUAAUCAUAAAAAGUUAUAUGAGAUUUUUAAGAGGAGAUUGAAAAUUAAUGGCUUUGGAUUCAUUGCCGGAAAAACCUAUUAUUUCGGUGUGGGUGGUGGAAUGAGGCAGUUCGAGAAUCUUGUAUCGAAAGACGGUUGUUUCGAUGUGAAAUCGGUGUGGAGAAGUCAAGAUGGAGUAAACAGAGAAAUCCUGAAACUCACGAGAAAACCGCAUUAAGAAUAUUACAUACUUGCGAAGAUUGGUUGACUGAUUUUUAUACAUGUGAAAACUGUUCAUCCUCGCGUCUUUCCUCAAUUAGAAUACAGCGAUUUUUUCUAUGGUGAAAGUCUUUCGUAAACCCACCCGUUCUCUCCUUUUUUGACGAGUAUAUUGUCU